Molecule: messenger RNA, 1116 nt
Organism: Fusarium fujikuroi IMI 58289
Lineage: Eukaryota; Fungi; Ascomycota; Sordariomycetes; Hypocreales; Nectriaceae
Product: related to putative GTPases (G3E family)
Exons: 1
Coding region: 1-1116 (371 amino acids)
Cellular component (GO): cytoplasm
Source: RefSeq, a predicted model, not a curated record
AUGGCGCCAAUUCCUAUCACUAUCGUUACAGGGUUUUUGGGAUCAGGUAAAACGACACUGAUACUGAACCUGAUCCCCCAACUUCGCGCCCAGAACCCAGACUAUAAGCUUGCGCUUCUCAAGAACGAAUUCGGCGAUCUCGCAGUCGACUCACAACUCGCCGCCAACUCUGCCAUCUCGGGCGUCCAGGAACUCCUCAACGGCUGCAUCUGCUGUAACCUCGUCGGUCAACUCGGCCCCGCGCUCGAAGAACUAGAAAAGACCGUCACGCCCGAUCGAAUCGUUGUUGAAACCAGCGGCUCGGCUUUUCCCGCGACCCUCGCUCUCGAAGUCAACCGCCUUGCGCGUGAGUCCGGGAAGUACAUCCUCGACGGUGUCAUCAGCGUCAUUGAUGUCGAGAACUGGAAGGGUUAUGAGGACACUAGCUACACGGCACGCAUUCAAGCGCGCUACACCGAUCUCAUUGUCUUCAACAAGUGGGAGAAUGUCAGCAUGCUACGAUACGACGAAUGCCUCGAUCGAGUCGGCGACUUGGAAGUUGACGUUGCCAAGGUCAAGAGCGACAAGGGCAAAGUGUCGAUAGACUUGAUCUUUGGCGUGGAUGGUGGUUUGGCGAAGGAGUUGACAGAGGCAGAUGUUGAAAAGACCAACGGCCACAGUCACUACCACUCCAACGGCACAACAAACGGCCAUUCUCACAACCACCAAAGCGAAGUCGAGGUUUUGUCAGUUGUCCUGAAAGCCGAUCCUUCGGCACGAGUUUCGACCGAAAAGCUCAUUGCCUUCCUCUCCUCCACCCCCAAAGACGAAGCCUACCGUAUCAAGGCCCUUAUCUCACUCUCAUCAACGCCCACAAACUCCGACCCCGAUAUUCCCCCACCAGAGCCAAGCGCCUCCGGCCGAUAUAUCCUCAACUGGGCAUUUGGCCGCUGGACGUUCACACCUGUUGCGGAAUCACUGCAGGAGCAUGACUCGAGCAGCGAUGUCACACUACGCAUGACGAUAAUUUUUGCGCGAUACGAGAGCAACAAAUGGAAGAAGAGAAUUGAAGCUGGUGGAUUGAUAGAAUUAGAGGGUGGAGACUCAAGCGAUUUGACAGUUACAAAAAUUCUAUAG